Messenger RNA from Schistosoma bovis, 1371 nucleotides. The record is from the annotation of a GenBank genome assembly. Lineage: Eukaryota; Metazoa; Platyhelminthes; Trematoda; Strigeidida; Schistosomatidae.
CGAGUGGCUAGGCCACCAACAUUAAACUGAACUGAAGACCCAGAACCAUAGUGUAAAGUCAAGAAGAAAGUUCGGAGUAGUCUAUAGGCUCAGACAAGCUCAUCACAAAGAUAUUGUUUAUUGAGAGCACAGACCUUACAAGGUCACUAGCUGCUUAUUAAAUGCUCCACGUGUACGUAUUUGAAUAUCUGACCGCUUCUUACUGGUAAAAGAGCAUAGAUACUUAUCUUAUACCCAAAAUCAUUUGGUUUUCAUCGACAUUGUUUUAAGUAGUUAUCAAAGCAAGACUUCUGGUACCUCCCAUAAUCUGUUCUUGCACAACUUUACCAGUCAAAUUUCUCAUGAUAUACCUUACUCUGAUCGCUAGGGUUGCCGAUGGGCUCCCACUUGCAGCAACUAUUCAGGAUGAUGACCAACUAAAUCGUGAAAUAUUCCAGUAUCAAAAUCAAGCAAAAGCACUCGUUUGUCGUAUGACUCCUACUUCUCCUUCUAGAUGCUCUCUUAUUGCUGGUCCUUACUUGUUUCAUUAUCUGCUGGAUCGUGGUGUUUGUUACAUUAUUCUUACAGACUCACAGUUCAGUCGUACAAAAGCCUUUGCAUUUUUAGAGGCAAUACAAACAGAAUUUUACGGCAAAUACUACCAACAAAUACAAACAGUUUCAAGACCUUACGCAUUCCUUGAUUUUGAUCACGUCAUACACAAAACUCAAAAAAUCUAUAGUGAUAGUCGGUCAUCCAAUCUUAGUCAAUUGAACGUAGCAUUACAAGACGUACAAAGAAUCAUGGUACAGAAUAUUGAUGAUGUAUUACAACGUGGUGAAGCACUUUCAACCUUGGACUCUCGAGCAUCCAAUUUGUCUACUAUGUCCAAGAAAUACCGUCAAGAUGCCCACUCACUCAACCUUCAAUCGGUCUACGUCAAAUACAUACUGUUUUGCAUCUUGUUAUUAGUAGUUUUCACAUAUUUUUAUAUUCGGUUCCUAUGAUUUAAUUAGGCUAUAAUUCUAUCCCAUUAUGAAUAACUUGUAUAAAUCCAUAUGAUUAUAGGGAGUUGUGAUGAUAUCAUCCAUUUAUUUAUUCAUUUAUUUAUUUCAAGUAAAUUCUCAUUUAGUAAUCUGUUUUUUUCAAAAAAAAAUUAAUCUUCAAAACAAUUUUAUUUUCUAACAGUAUUGUUUUUCUGUAUUAACUAUUAUUAUUAAUCUUAAUGUGAGAAAUUAAAUCUUUUCAUAUUUAUGUUUGAAAUCAUUCGUAUAAUAGUCACAAUAUCUGAUAAUGAAUGUUCGUCCGAAUUAGAAAAUUUAUGUAUAUUCAUUUUCAAAAAGUCAGCAGUUCACAUAAUCAGUAAAACUAUGAAGUUCCGUAAUGUUCUAC